AUGGGAUUAUUCACCAUCGCGGCCGAAAAGAUCGGUUCCAAUUUUUCAACUCCACUAGGUUUACUGAUAUUCAUAUCUGGAGUUUCUGUGCCUCUCGUCUGGCUUAUCGCAGACUAUGUUCGCAUUCUUCGUCUAAGGCAGCGAAUGCCGCCCGGACCUUUCCCUCUGCCAUUAUUCGGCAACUUCUUCGACAUUCCGAAUGAGAAGCCUUGGAUUAAAUGGGAGCAGAUGGCCAAAGAGUACGAUAAUCCGAUGCUGACGCUCUGGAACGGACGCCGGCCCAUUAUUGUGUGUAAUGAUAUAUGGACCAUCUCGGAUCUCCUCGAUAAGCGAGCAAGCAUCUACUCCUCACGGCCGCGCUUCGUCGUCAUGGGUGACAUGAUGAAUAUGACGGAAACAAACCAGGUGAACCAACUUUACGGAGAUCGGUGGCGACUCCAUCGGCGUUUGACACAUGGCAUAGUCGGAAGUCAAGCCGUACGGGCGCACCGCCAUUUACAACUAAACGAGUCCAAGGUAUUAACGCGAGACCUCAUGGAGUCUCCCGAGACUUUUGAGCCCUCAAUUGAGCGAUACUCAUGCUCCGUCGUCUCCAUUAUCGGUUGGGGACGGCGAAUCGCAAAGAUCAACGACCCUGUGGGCCAAGUAGCUCUGUCCUUCAUGGAAGCCGUCGACUACGUCAUUCCAGGGCUCUACAUCAUGGAAGCCGUGCCGUUCCUAUCCAAGCUCCCUGCUUGGAUCUAUCCUCUGCCAUCGCAGAUCCUCACUGGUGCCAAAAUAUUCCAGCGCUACUUUGCAGCCUUGUCUCGGGAGGCUUCACAGGCCGGGGAGGACAAUUUCUCUAAGCAGCUGAUGGCCGCCCAGGAGAUGGAUGGACUGACGGAUGACGAUGUGGCCAGCUUGACCGCCAAUCUAAUCGGUGGCGGCGUCGACACAACGAGCAGCUCGAUACUGUCAUUCAUCCUGGCCAUGUGUGUCUUCCCUGAAGCCCAACGCAAGGCGCAAGAAGAAAUCGAGGCCGUUGUGGGUUCACAACGAACACCUACCUGGGACGACGAGGACCACCUGCCAUUCGUCAAGGCCGUCGUGAGCGAAACACUGCGAUGGCGAACUGUCACCAUUCUCGGGGGCAUUCCGCACGCGCCAACCCAGGAUGAUGAGUACAACGGCUACUUUAUUCCAAAGGGCACCGCCAUCACUGGUAACUUGUGGGCCAUCCACCGAAACCCAAGAGACUUUCCAGAUCCGGAUGCUUUCCGCCCCGAGCGCUUCUUGGGCGGACUUGAGAGGCCGUAUCCUAAUAAGAAAGGACACAAUGCUUUUGGCUGGGGUCGUCGACAAUGUAGUGGUCAGCCACUCGCUGAGCAAGGGUUGUUUAUUACUAUUGCACGACUUCUCUGGGCAUUUUCCAUCAAGCCUGGGCUGGACGAACAGGGUAACGAGGUGAAGUUAGACAUCUUCGCCUAUACGAAGAGCGAGAACAUGAGACCCCAGCCAUUCAAGGCUCAGUUCAUACCCAGAACUCCGGAUAUUGCCGAGAUUUUGCGCAGCGAGGCUGAUACUGCACUUGAGGAAUUGAGUGUAUUUGAUGGUGAGACAAAGAUUACCAUGGCUAGUGUUAUGUAG
Ilyonectria robusta is the source of this 1626-nucleotide messenger RNA. RefSeq names its product cytochrome P450. Lineage: Eukaryota; Fungi; Ascomycota; Sordariomycetes; Hypocreales; Nectriaceae. The transcript is spliced from 3 exons. The coding region runs from base 1 to 1626 and encodes 541 amino acids. Gene Ontology annotation, molecular function: heme binding; iron ion binding; oxidoreductase activity, acting on paired donors, with incorporation or reduction of molecular oxygen. The record is from RefSeq and is a predicted model, not a curated record.